GCUCGAACCGUGAAACGCAUGAUAAAUAACCGUUUGGCGAUGGUCGAGUUGAUCGAGAUCAUCGUGAAGGGGUUGUGCCUAGCGUAUGCCGUCGCCAUCUUUGGUGUCGCCCAGGCUCUCAAGGGGGAAUCCAACGACUGGUUUUUCCUCUACAUGACCUACGUGCUGGCCAUGACAUGUCCAUGCAUUUGGGCGCUCAUCCGGUGUGCCCGGGAGUGGGAUGCGCGCCGCAAAGUCGUCGUGGUCAAGGAGAAGAAGAAGAAGAAACCAGACAUUGCGACCAAGAAGGAUCCGUUGGUGGGGCUAACUCAAGCAGAAAUCCUCGCGGCGCAGCGGGAGAAGGCCAAGGACAUUGGUGGCAUUGGCGACGCGAAGGCGGCGAAAAAGCCCAAGAAGCCCAAAGGCAGCCCCAAGCGAAAGGGUCCGCCCAAGAAAGACAAGAUCCCGAAGGGAGAUGACAACGUGUAAAGUGUUUAACGGGACCGAUCGCUCCAUACUAGCUACGACGACGUUGUGGCACUUAUUGGGGGAGGAUGGGGGUGUAUUCUGCCCGUUGCUCACCAGCAAAGAAGCCGUACACAACGAAGAGACCGCCCACGACAAAGUGGAUCCAGGCAGAGUAAAGGCCAUAGUCGUUCAGGAGUCGGUAGGUGUAGAAACCAAGGAAGAUGGCGAACAAGCCCGAUCCGACGUAGCUUUCCAAGAACGAGAACCACUUCAACGGGACCUUCCACCCCAACGCGGCCGUCGAGAACAGCACGAGCGCAAAGAAGAGUUGGUACAAGCGCAGAAACACAUUGGCCACGUCCAACCGAGGCGACGGUGACAGGUACGUGUCUUCGGCCAAGGCAUAAACGGCCGCAAUGGUCGAGAGCAGGCCGAGAAUCGCGAGGAGGACUUGGUGGACAGUCGAGAUGGUGUUGGCCAUGUUAGCAAGCGCAGGCAAAAGGAAUUAUGCCAUCCCAACGACGUCGCUUUCUUCCAACGUGGCUGUGAAGUGGCAGCGGGGGAAGGCGAAGAAGACGAAGGCACAGAAAAGUGGAGCGGCCGGCGUCGGCUUUUC
Messenger RNA from Aphanomyces invadans, 1063 nucleotides. RefSeq lists its product as hypothetical. The transcript has 3 exons. Bases 19 to 468 code for a protein of 149 amino acids. The record is from RefSeq and is a predicted model, not a curated record. NCBI's taxonomy places the organism in Eukaryota, Oomycota, Saprolegniomycetes, Saprolegniales, Verrucalvaceae.